Messenger RNA from Tigriopus californicus, 742 nucleotides. RefSeq names its product ATP synthase subunit delta, mitochondrial-like (gene ATPsyndelta). The coding region runs from base 127 to 606 and encodes 159 amino acids. The record is from RefSeq and is a predicted model, not a curated record. Lineage: Eukaryota; Metazoa; Arthropoda; Copepoda; Harpacticoida; Harpacticidae. The transcript has a single exon. Gene Ontology annotation, biological process: proton motive force-driven ATP synthesis. Gene Ontology annotation, molecular function: proton-transporting ATP synthase activity, rotational mechanism.
CAUUACUUUGUGGGUUCAGUGGAUCAAGCUUGCCAGAGUUCAGAACAUAGCGCAGAGCACACACGGACUUGACCCUCUCCCAAGCCGGACCUUCGUUCAUCCAUCGCUACCCUCACUUCUCCCGCCAUGUUUGCUCUCCGUGUCAGUCGUCGUGUGGGCGUGUCCGCCCUCCGCUCGCUCACCACCACGCCUGCUCGCCCUAUGUCCGAGAUGGCCUUCACCUUUGCCGCUCCCAAUGGCGUGCUCUACGAUGGCGCCAACGUCAAACAAGUGGACGUGCCCUCUUUCUCGGGCUCGUUCGGUAUCCUGCCGGCCCACGUGCCGUCGCUGGCCGUGCUCAAGCCUGGUGUAGUCACCGUCUACGAACAGGAGGGCGCUCCCAAGAAGUUCUUCGUGUCCUCGGGUUCGGUCACCAUCAACGAGGAUAACUCGGUUCAGAUUUUGGCCGAGGAGGCUCACCCUUUGGAUUGCCUUGAUGCCAGCGAGGCCCAGCAGGCCCUCAGUCAGGCCCAGUCCCAAAUGAAUUCGGCCGCGGAUGAGGUGGCCAAGGCGGAGGCCCAGAUUGCGGUGGAGGUGGCCGAGGAGUUGAUCAAGGCCGUCCAAUAAAGGGCGAAGGUUUAUUAACUUUGAACGCGGGAUGAAGGGCUGAACCUGCUCGGGCGCUGGAGUGAACCUAGCCGGCUUGGCCCCAAGUCCAUAUUUUAGAUGAUGGAAAAAUAUAUUGCCCAAACCCGAAAGUGAA